Messenger RNA from Musa acuminata subsp. malaccensis (wild Malaysian banana), 1172 nucleotides. Its product is annotated as protein YABBY 3. The record is from RefSeq and is a predicted model, not a curated record. Lineage: Eukaryota; Viridiplantae; Streptophyta; Magnoliopsida; Zingiberales; Musaceae.
UCCCCUUCUCUCUCUCUCUCUCUCUCUCUCUCUCUCUCUGCUCAUCUCCCAUGUCUCUCUUACGCAGCCGUGUCAAAGGUUCGUCACCCCCGGCCGCCGCCUCCAUCUGCCAGGAGGGCAUAGACGACGAGGAGGAUAUUUUGCCGGCGGCGGUGUGUCUUACGGAGGAGGAGCUGCAGGUGGCCCGCAUACUCUGCAGGCUCCCCGAGACCAUCCUCUACUUCGAUCUCCGCCUCCGUCGCAUCACUUCGCCUUCCCUGCCCGACUACCUCCGGUGGGGUACCAGACGGCGCCGCUCGAUCUCGGACGACCCACCCCCUCCUCUCCCCCCAUCUCCUGCUCCUCCUCCGCCUCCACCGGGAGAAGAGAAAGAGGAAGGCGAUGGCUGCGAGGUCCCGACCUCCUCGUCCGCCUUCGCCGUCGAAGCCACGACAUCCAGCCCGGCGACGCCGCUUUCGUUCCCCGGGAGCGGCGGCGAGGACGACGACGGCAGACCGAGUUCGGCAGCGCCGUCGCCUCCACCCAAGCAGCGGUUCAAGAACCCCAAGCGGCACAAGGAGUGGGUGGAGGAACAGCGCCAAAAGAUCGCCACGCUAACAGACGACAAAGCUUAUCUUAAAAGGGUGAUAGAUGAGUAUAGAAGUCGAAUCGAGAUGCUGAGAGCCAACAACUCCGUGCUUCGAGAGGCAAAGGCAGCUGCCGUCGAUUAUAGUCGAACGCCAAAUCAUCACCAGAACCAUCGAGUCAUACCCGAUCUGAAUGCGUUGCCUGAGGAGGCAGUGGAGGAGGAGGGCCCUGCGGUCGCGGCGGCGGCGGCGGCGACGUCGGGAUGGCAAGAUCAGAAGCAGCAGCAGCAGCGGAGCGUGGACUACAAGGUGGCGUCGAUGGAGGCGAGGAAGAGGAGGCGGGAGAUACAGAGGGAGAAGAGGAGCUGUUCGCCUUGGAUGCACGCGAGCAAGGCACUCCGGCUGAGGUGAGAGAUGCAAUGAGUAGCAGUAACUGCUGCUCCUCUUCCAUUUGUUUUUGCUUUGGGAGGCGGCGGCCGGUGAUGUAGGGGAAGGUGUAGCGGCAAUUGUAAGAUACGCGGCUCCAAUUCCCUUUUUUAUUUAAUUUUCUUUUCGUUAAUGGAUAAUUCACUUGGAUGGUUUAGAUGAAGAGUUUUAUAUUGUGUA